Messenger RNA from Chlamydomonas reinhardtii, 1480 nucleotides. RefSeq lists its product as uncharacterized. The record is from RefSeq and is a predicted model, not a curated record. The transcript has 3 exons. The coding region runs from base 269 to 1132 and encodes 287 amino acids. NCBI's taxonomy places the organism in Eukaryota, Viridiplantae, Chlorophyta, Chlorophyceae, Chlamydomonadales, Chlamydomonadaceae.
GGCUUGGGAGGGUGUCGGGGAGGGUGUCGGCCCUGCCCAGCGCUACCUGCUCGAGCUGCACGACAAGCAGCUGGAUGAGGAGUUGUUCCCUGGGCAGCUGCCGCCGGAGCCGCGUCGCAGGCGCAAGGGUGGCGGGCGCAAGGGGGGCGGGCGUACGGGGGGCCACCGCCGGAAGCAAUCUAAGCACUGGCAGCCGCGAGCCAGGACAGCGCGGCGGCGGCGCCAGAAGCGGGGCCGAUUCCAUAUGAGCAUGGGCCACUGGCGGCACAUGUCAGGCCUGGAACGACUCCAGCCAAACCGCCCACAGCUUGCGCCAGCCCUGCAGGCGUACAUCGGCGGCAUCCCCACGGCGGCGACCGCGUCGGCGGCCCGGUUUGAAGAGCGCCUGCGCUACCUCUUCGCCAGUGGGGCGGCGGGGCAGGCGGCGGGGCAGGCGGUGGGGCAAGCGGCGGGGCAGGCGGCGGGGCAGGCGGCGGGGCAAGCGGCGGGGCAGGCGGCGGGGCAGGCGGCGGGGCAGGCGGCGGGGCAAGCGGCGGGGCAGGCGGCGGGGCAGGCGGCGGGGCAGGCGGCGGGGCAAGCGGCGGGGCAGGCAGAGGCGGGGCCCCGGGGCGCGGUGCACGUGCUGUGGCACUACCACUUCUCCGCCUUCCGCCGAAAGCGCUGGGCUGCGUUCAUCCAGCGCGACCGCGCGCUCCACCGCGUCGCCAAGCAGCUCACAGGCGGCAGGCCCAAGGAGGAGGUGGUGGUGGGGUGGGGUUCGUGGGCCUUCCAGGGAGGGAAGGGCGGCUCCCCCAUCUCCGUCAGGGGCGGGCGCGCGCCGACGGGGCGGCUCAUCAAGCUGCUCCGUGAGCGCUACGCCAAGCAUGUGUUCAUCAUCGAUGAAUACAAGACCUCCAAGACCUGCUACAACUGCGGGUGUCAGGAGAUGGCCAUCAAGCGGCUUGGGGGGCUGAAGGAGGGGCAGCGGCCCUGGUCGGUCAAAGUCUGCAACGACUGCUUGACGACCUGGAACCGCGACGUCUCCGCCGCCAACGUGAUCCGUGUGCUCCUCCUGCUGAAGCUGAUGGGCUUCGAGCGGCCGACCAAGCUGCAGCGGCCGCCAUGGCCGCCGGCGGCGGCGGGGCCGGGCUGAGAGCCUGAACGGCGCUAGCAGGGCGUGAGGCUGAGGGUGCACGUGUUGAUUGGCGGCGAGUGACGUGACUAGUUUGUUAGCUGCGGGUUAGCACGGACUGUGCACCCCACCCAACCGGCCACGUCCGGAUUUGCGGGGAUGCCAAAGGCCCCCAACAUAGAGGCGUGUGCUUAGUAGGCGCCCGCUUCAAGGUGGCUGGGUUGAUAACGACCCGGCAGCCACCUCCUUGUUCAGGAUCAUACUGCAACUAGCAGCGCAAAAUAAACAUGUAACGGGUCCGUUUCCCAGGCAAUUCGGGCAUGCCGUAUGGUUUCUGCAGCGAUUCCGGUUGUGUAAGGACCCGGCGAC